AUGGAACCGCCUCAAGGACUUGGCAUCAAAAUCUACAAUGCUUCGCCGCAGGUUGAUCCAUCAAAGCAACCUUCUUCAUCCCAGGAUGUUGCACCACCAGAGAUGCCUCCCCCUCCUGGUGGCCGAAAAAGGCGGGCAGUCGCAAAUGGGGUGCAGAAAACACUCUCCAAAACAUCAAUGCUCGUCAAUUUUCUUCCCACAGGAACCCUUCUCACUUUUGAAAUGGUUCUCCCAUCUAUUCAUGCCGCCAAAGGAGAAUGCUCCCAUGUCACAACUCUAAUGACCCAUUCCCUACUAGGCCUUUGCACCCUUUCGUGCUUUUUCUUCCAUUUCACUGACAGUUUUCGCGGCCCUGAUGGGAAAGUUUAUUACGGUUUUGUGACUCCGAAAGGGCUGGCUGUGUUCAAGCAUGGACUUGGAGUCGAGGUGCCUAAAGAUGAGAGGUAUAAAGUUGGUUUGACUGAUUUCGUGCAUGCCUUCAUGUCUGUGCUGGUUUUCGUAGCCAUCGCAUUUUCAGACCAUCGUGUCACAGAUUGUCUUUUUCCGAAUCAUACCAAGGAAAUGGAUGAAGCGAUGCAGAGUUUUCCUUUGAUGGUUGGGGUGAUUUGCAGUGGUCUCUUCCUUGUCUUCCCCAAUACUCGAUAUGGCAUCGGUUGUUCGGCUGCCUGA
Coffea eugenioides is the source of this 669-nucleotide messenger RNA. Its product is annotated as protein DMP9-like. Bases 1 to 669 code for a protein of 222 amino acids. Gene Ontology annotation, biological process: endomembrane system organization. NCBI's taxonomy places the organism in Eukaryota, Viridiplantae, Streptophyta, Magnoliopsida, Gentianales, Rubiaceae. The transcript has a single exon. The record is from RefSeq and is a predicted model, not a curated record.